GGACAUCUUUCUCUCUCUAAAAAUUUCUUCUCUCUCUAUAAAAAAUUUAGUUUCUCAUAAUCCACGAGGCUUUAGGCGACUUGAGUAACCUUUUGAAAGCGUUCGACUAGCUUAUUCCGGUUUUUUUUAUUAUCGAUGGAUCAUCAUCAUCAUCAAUAUGUCGAUUUUGGUUUGAGAAGUGAAGAUAAUAUUGAUAGCAACGAUAGAAAAGGUGAUGAAAAUAAUAAUAAUUUGGACCUAAAAAGAGGUUCAUGGACUGUUGAAGAAGAUUUCACUCUUAUGAAUCAUAUUGCUCUUCACGGCGAAGGUCGUUGGAAUUCCCUCGCUCGUUCUGCAGGUUUAAAGAGAACCGGAAAAAGCUGCAGAUUAAGAUGGCUUAAUUAUCUUAGACCAGAUGUUCGACGUGGAAAUAUUACACUUGAAGAACAAUUGUUGAUUCUUCAACUUCAUUCUCGUUGGGGCAAUAGGUGGUCGAAAAUUGCACAACAUUUGCCUGGAAGAACAGAUAAUGAGAUAAAAAAUUACUGGAGAACCCGAGUGCAAAAACAAGCCAAACAACUAAAGUGUGAUGUCAAUAGCAAAGAAUUCAAAGAUACAUUGCAUUAUCUUUGGAUACCAAGGCUAGUUGAGAGAAUUCAAGCUUCUUCUAACUCAAAUAAUCAAGUGAAUAUUCAAAAAACAAAUGAAAAUAUUAUUAUUAACAAUAAUAAUAAUAAUAUUGUUCCAAAUAUGAAUUUUACACAAGAGAAUUAUUCUAGUACAACAACAACAACUUCAUCAGAAAACUCAAUUGGGACACAAAUUUCAGACAUGUCUGAUAAUUGCUACACUAAUUAUCCUCUUAAUCAAGGUGAUUAUGGGGAAAUCUUGAUUAGUCCCACAGGUGGUUAUUUUCAACAAGGUGAUAUUUUUGAUGAUAAUAAUCAUCACCAAAAUAUGAGCCAAUUAUUUUUGGAUGAUAAUGUUUGUGACAAUUUGUGGAAUAUUGAUGAUAUGUUGUUUUUACAACAACAACUCAAUUAACAAUCAGAGGCCUGGGGUUCGAGCUUUGCGUUUGGAAAAAAUCAUGUUAAAAUUUUUUGUAUGCAUCGUGGAUAUGAAUUAAUUAGUCAGACUCCAAUUAGAAUAAACAAAAUCUAAGUGUAGAAAUUAUCAAAAUUAGGGUCAUUACUCAUUACAAUUCAUCAAAGGGUAGUUUUAUUUUUAAUUUUAUUUUUAAUCUUAAUCUUUAUUUAAGUGAGAUACAUAUACAUUAACCUUUCUGAAGGAUUUGUAACAUUUAUCUCUUUUAGUUAAGGAUUUAUAAGAUUUGUAGCAUUUACUUCUUUUAGAAUUUUAUUCUUUGAAUGGGAAAUUUUUAUA
This is a messenger RNA of Solanum tuberosum (potato), 1362 nucleotides long. RefSeq names its product transcription factor MYB108-like. The coding region runs from base 136 to 1023 and encodes 295 amino acids. Gene Ontology annotation, cellular component: nucleus. Gene Ontology annotation, biological process: regulation of DNA-templated transcription. Lineage: Eukaryota; Viridiplantae; Streptophyta; Magnoliopsida; Solanales; Solanaceae. The record is from RefSeq and is a predicted model, not a curated record. Gene Ontology annotation, molecular function: sequence-specific DNA binding; DNA-binding transcription factor activity. The transcript has 3 exons.